AUGGGGUUUUUUGGGCAGAUGGAGGGAGAUGAUGGAGGAGUGAGAAAGAAAGGAUGGUUUUAUACUAAAGAUGAUUUCUUGCCUGAGGAGUCCUUUAAGAGUUGGGGUAAUUAUGCUAAGGCAUUGAGUGAGACUGGGAUGAGAUUGAAGGACAGAAUUCUUGCUAGGUCUUUUGAUGAAAUUGAGCUAAAUGAGGUGAAGGCUAGAAGUCAGCAUGAGAUGAAAAAGAGCCUCACUUGGUGGGAUCUGAUAUGGUUUGGUAUAGGUGCCAUUAUUGGUACUGGUAUCUUUGUUUUAACAGGUAAAGAAGCCAAAGAUGAUGCUGGUCCUGCUGUUAUUAUCUCCUAUGUUGUCUCUGGCAUCUCAGCUAUGCUCUCUGUGUUUUGUUAUACUGAAUUCGCAGUCGAAAUCCCAGCCGCAGGUGGAUCUUUUGCAUACUUGAGAGUAGAGAUGGGUGAUUUCAUGGCCUUUAUUGCAGCUGGAAACAUCAUCUUUGAAUACUUGGUAUCUGGAGCAGCUGUUGCUCGCUCAUGGAGUUCUUACCUCGCAACACUUUUUGAUCACAACCCCAAUGACUUCCGGAUCAUAGCCCACAAUCUCCCUGAUGACUACAACCAACUAGACCCAAUUGCUGUGGGCAUCAUCAUCGCUGUUUGCAUUGCAGCCAUUCUCAGCACCAAAACCUCUUCUCGCUUCAAUUAUGUUGCCUCUAUAAUACACAUUAUGAUCAUAAUCUUCAUCAUUAUAGCAGGGCUCAGUAAGGCCAACAUCAAGAACUACUCCUACAAUGGAUUUGCUCCUUAUGGUGCUCGCGGCAUCUUCAAGGGUUCGGCGGUGCUCUUCUUUGCGUAUGUUGGGUUCGACGCGGUAUCAACACUUGCAGAGGAAACAAAGAACCCCGGUCGCGAUAUUCCUAUCGGUCUUGUAGGAUCGAUGACUAUAAUCACAUUUGCUUACUGCUUAAUGGCAGCUACACUUUGCCUAAUGCAACCUUAUGAUCAGAUUGACCCUGAUGCACCAUUCUCUAUAGCCUUUAAGUCUGCCGGAAUGGGAUGGGCUAAGUAUAUUGUUGCCCUUGGAGCCUUGAAGGGCAUGACUAGUGUCCUACUAGUUAGUGCCAUGGGGCAAGCAAGGUAUGUUACCCACAUUGCUAGGACACAUAUGGUUCCUCCUUGUUUGGCCUAUGUUCAUCCCAAGUAUGGCACCCCAGUUGGUGCCACAAUCGCUAUGUUAGUAGGUACUUCUGUGAUUGCUUUCUUCACUGACCUUAAUAUCCUUUCCAAUUUGCUCUCUAUCUCUACACUUUUCAUCUUCAUGCUUGUGGCUGUGGCCCUCCUUAUUCGGAGAUAUUAUUCAAGUGGUGUUACCUCACAAAGGCACCAAACCUUGCUCAUUGGAUUCCUUGUGGUGUUGAUUGUUUCAUCUAUUGGAACUGCAACAUUAUGGGCAAUGGGAGUAACUUGGUGGUUACCAUUUGUAGCUACAUUACUUGUAUGGUUCCUUUCGACGGUCGGACUUAGGGUUUUUGUGCCGGAGGCGAGGAAUCCAAAGGUUUGGGGGGUUCCCUUAGUGCCAUGGUUGCCGUCGUUGUCGAUUUUUAUCAAUAUUUUCCUUCUAGGAUCAAUUGAUUGGCAGUCAUACAUGAGAUUUGGGAUUUGGACAGGGGGGCUAUUGGUGUACUAUUUCUUCUUUGGCCUUCAUGCUUCAUAUGAUACUGCAAAGGAGGCUAGUGAGAAAAGAGAGGAGGUGGCAAAGCAAGGGCAGAUGGAAGGAGGUGCAAAUUAAUGUAGAUGUGUGAAUAUUGGAAUAACUUCUAGUUAUACUUGGUAGGUUUGAUUAAUUAAGUUUGUGGAAAAAGUGUGAUUUGUUUUGAUUGUUCAGAUUGAAAUGAAUUAUGUUAUAUAUUUUAGAAUUUUAGAAUGUGAA
Molecule: messenger RNA, 1926 nt
Organism: Macadamia integrifolia
Lineage: Eukaryota; Viridiplantae; Streptophyta; Magnoliopsida; Proteales; Proteaceae
Product: cationic amino acid transporter 1-like
Exons: 2
Coding region: 1-1785 (594 amino acids)
Biological process (GO): transmembrane transport; amino acid transport
Cellular component (GO): plasma membrane
Molecular function (GO): L-glutamate transmembrane transporter activity; L-lysine transmembrane transporter activity
Source: RefSeq, a predicted model, not a curated record